Molecule: messenger RNA, 531 nt
Organism: Strongylus vulgaris
Lineage: Eukaryota; Metazoa; Nematoda; Chromadorea; Rhabditida; Strongylidae
Source: the annotation of a GenBank genome assembly
AUGGCUUCACUAUCAUUAGCGGUUCAACUGGUCAAAUUUUUGAAAAUCAAUAGAAAAACUUCAGCCGAUGUAUUGCUCUUUGUUACUCCUAUUGAUUUACUUGCUAUGUUUACCGUUCUUUUGGGAUUUUAUUCAAAAAGUUGCUUUGAAAAUAUGCUCUGGAAAACUCUUGUUUUUCAUACUCACUGUGCGACUGUACGAGGAUCCAAACCUGGCAAAAAUGUACAACUAACGGAAAAUGAAAUCAAGGGAUUAUGCAUAAAGUCACGCGAGAUCUUCCUUAGCCAACCUAUACUGCUCGAAUUGGAGGCCCCUCUAAAAAUUUGCGAUUCUACAUCAUGGAAUUGGCUUACUUUUUCAUUGUUGAAAAGGCGGUUGCGGUACCUGAUCAAAGAAAAACUGCAAAGUAGUCCAUUGACGAGUGACUGUUGUUUUCAUCCUACCCCUCUAUCUCGCUGUAAUGUGAUAGAUCGUUCGCCUUUGAAAAGUAACUACAAUUUUUGGCUCCUUGUUCCAAAACUGAAGCAAUAG